CGUCAGUAGUGAGAUGUCGGUUGCUUUAUAAGACGUUUACUCAAGGGCGCCAAUUAAGCUCAUGAGCUAAAGCACGGUGAUGCAAAAAGCCAUCGAGGAUAUAAACAACAUCAAACGCCAAGAGCUCCUCUGAAAUGCCUUUGAAAGUUGCAAGAUUCGAACCCAGUUACAUCUACUGAAAGCAACUUAACAACGAACAAUGCAAUCCCACCAAUUCUCAACCAUUCCAGCCGAUGGUGUCGACGUCUUCUACCGCUACGCAGGCCCCGUCGACGCCCCAGUAAUCCUCCUCCUCCACGGCUUCCCCAGCUCCUCGCACCAAUUCCAAAACUUUAUUCCCUACCUCGCCUACCACAACUACCGCGUCCUCGCCCCCGACUACCCGGGCUUCGGCUUUACCGUCGUUCCCGCUGAACGCAAAUACAUCUACACAUUCGACAACCUCUCCCUCACCAUCGCCGCCUUCCUCGACGCUCUCCACAUCCAGCAAUUCGCCCUCUUCAUCUUCGACUACGGCGCUCCCAUCGGACUCCGCAUCGCGCUCGACCGUCCGGACGCUAUUACAGCGAUUAUCUCGCAGAAUGGAAACAUGUACGAAGAAGGCCUCGGCGAGACCUGGGGCCCGAUGAAAAAAUACUGGGCAACAGACAGCGCAGAAGAUCGCGCCAUAAUCCGCGCCCGGAUCCUGAGUCCCGAGCGGACGAUCUGGCAAUACACAGCCGGCUCUCCUACGGGCGAGAAAGGCGUCCCGCCCGAGAGCUACACGCUUGAUUUAGCACUGAUGGAGAGAGAGGGGAAUAGAGAGAUUCAGUUGGAUUUGUUUAGGGAUUAUAGAACGAAUGUGGAGAUGUAUCCAAGGUUUCAAGCGUAUUUGAGGGAGAGGAGGCCGAGGGCCCUCGCGGUGUGGGGGAGGGAGGAUAGGAGUUUUGUGCCGGCGGGGGCGGAGGCUUUUAGGAGGGAUUUGGAGAAUGUCGAGGUUGGUUUUGUGGAUGCGGGGCAUUGGGCGUUGGAGGAGAGGGGGGAGGAGGUUGGGGGGCAGGUGGUGGAGUUUUUGGGGAGGGUUCUGGGGAGUUCGAAGUCAGGUUUAUGAGCAGAAGUUGUUGUGAGUUCAUGUGUUUUCGGUUGUUGAGAGAAGUGUUUACUGACGGUACCCGGAGUUGAAAAGUUGGAGGAUGUAUGAUUUGA
Mollisia scopiformis is the source of this 1185-nucleotide messenger RNA. Its product is annotated as alpha/beta hydrolase fold protein. The coding region runs from base 200 to 1090 and encodes 296 amino acids. NCBI's taxonomy places the organism in Eukaryota, Fungi, Ascomycota, Leotiomycetes, Helotiales, Mollisiaceae. Gene Ontology annotation, molecular function: epoxide hydrolase activity. The transcript has 2 exons. The record is from RefSeq and is a predicted model, not a curated record.